AUGAAUGAAGAAAAGGGUGUUUGGUUGGUCAAUGGAAUGAAAUCACUCAUUCCAAAACACAUUCCAUUCCCUCAAAAUCGGAAGCGUGAAAAUCAGGUGUUAUGGGCUGAUAUGGUUUGGUAUUCUCAAUGCAUUCCGCGACAUUCGUUUCAUUUAUGGCUGGCAUUUAGAAACAAACUAAAGACGCAGGAUAGAUUGGCAGUGUGGGAAGCGGGUAGUCACACCAACUGGAACUUAAUGUGUUGUCCGUUGUGUAAUUUUGAUCGCGACAGUCGGGACCAUUUAUUUUUCAGAUGUGCUUUUGCGGCUCAUACAUGGAACGAGGUCAAGAAAUUGGUUAACUUGGGCAGUGUGGACGAUACGUGGUACUCGGUCUUAUCUUGGGUGGAGCAACAUGCUAAAUCCAAGAAUGUGGAUCAUAUUGUGUGCAAGUUAUUAAUUGCUGCUUCUUCGUAUUAUAUAUGGCAAGAGAGAAACAACAGGCUCUUCAAGAAUAGCAAGAGAACGGUAGAUCAAGUGGCUGAGGUGAUUAAGAAUACGGUUCGUUUGCGGCUCAUGGGUUUCAGAUUUCGGGUGGCUUCAACGAAGGAAAGAAUUUUCAAGACAUGGAAGAUCGAAGAUAUAGAAACGGAUCCGGGGUAG
This is a messenger RNA of Helianthus annuus (common sunflower), 642 nucleotides long. RefSeq lists its product as uncharacterized. Lineage: Eukaryota; Viridiplantae; Streptophyta; Magnoliopsida; Asterales; Asteraceae. The transcript has a single exon. The coding region runs from base 1 to 642 and encodes 213 amino acids. The record is from RefSeq and is a predicted model, not a curated record.